Molecule: messenger RNA, 1308 nt
Organism: Cryptosporidium muris RN66
Lineage: Eukaryota; Apicomplexa; Conoidasida; Eucoccidiorida; Cryptosporidiidae
Product: elongation factor 1-alpha, putative
Exons: 1
Coding region: 1-1308 (435 amino acids)
Biological process (GO): translation; translational elongation
Molecular function (GO): GTP binding; GTPase activity; translation elongation factor activity
Source: RefSeq, a predicted model, not a curated record
AUGGGUAAGGAGAAGACUCACAUAAACUUGGUUGUAAUUGGACAUGUAGAUUCUGGUAAAUCGACUACCACUGGUCACUUAAUUUAUAAACUCGGAGGUAUUGAUAAACGUACUAUUGAGAAGUUUGAAAAGGAAUCUUCUGAAAUGGGGAAGGGAUCAUUUAAAUAUGCUUGGGUCUUAGAUAAGUUGAAGGCUGAGCGUGAACGUGGAAUUACUAUUGACAUUGCUUUAUGGAAAUUUGAAACUCCAAGAUAUGAGUACACUGUUAUUGAUGCUCCAGGUCAUCGUGAUUUCAUUAAAAAUAUGAUUACGGGUACUUCUCAAGCUGAUGUUGCUUUGUUAGUAGUUCCAGCAGAUCGUUUUGAAGGUGCUUUUUCAAAGGAAGGUCAAACUCGUGAGCAUGCCUUGUUAGCUUUUACAUUAGGUGUGAAGCAAAUGAUCGUUGGUAUUAAUAAAAUGGAUACAUGUGACUACAAGCAAUCUCGUUAUGAUGAAAUUCAUAAUGAAGUUGAGGGGUAUUUGAAGAAGGUUGGUUACAAUAUUGAGAAGAUCCCAUUUGUUGCUAUAUCUGGUUUUGUUGGUGAUAAUAUGGUUGAGAAAUCUGACAAGAUGCCAUGGUAUAAAGGUAGAACUUUAGUUGAAGCUUUAGAUACUAUGGAGCCUCCCAAGAGACCAACAGAAAAGCCAUUACGUCUUCCAUUACAAGAUGUAUACAAGAUUGGUGGUGUUGGUACUGUUCCAGUAGGACGUGUUGAGACUGGUAUUAUUAAGCCAGGUAUGAAUGUUACUUUUGCUCCAGUAGGUAUUACUACAGAAGUCAAGUCUGUUGAGAUGCAUCAUGAACAACUUUCAGAGGCUGGUCCAGGUGAUAAUGUUGGCUUUAAUGUUAAGAAUGUAUCUAUUAAAGAUAUUAAACGUGGUUAUGUUGCGUCUGAUGCUAAGAAUGACCCAGCCAAGGGUAGUGAGAACUUUACUGCUCAAGUUAUUGUAUUAAAUCAUCCUGGUGAAAUUAAGAGUGGAUAUUCUCCGGUAGUUGACUGUCAUACUGCUCAUAUCUCUUGCAAAUUCCAGAAUAUUGUUUCUAAGAUGGACAAGAGAUCUGGUAAAGUAUUAGAGGAGAAUCCAAAAAUGAUUAAAUCUGGUGAUGCUGCAAUUGUAGUUAUGGAGCCUUUAAAACCUAUUUGUGUUGAGGCUUUUACUGAGUAUCCACCUUUGGGUCGUUUUGCUGUUCGUGAUAUGAAGCAAACUGUUGCAGUUGGUGUCAUUAAAUCUGUUGUAAAGAAGGAGAUUUCAUCCAAGAAGAAGUAG